UUGGACAGGUUAUUGUUAAAGAUGUGUUUGAAUUGUGAAUGUAUUAUCUAAAUGUGACAAUAUAUAUUUCUCAAGAAGUUGUUGCAUUCUGAAAGGUGUUAAACCAUUGGUUUACGGAUUAACAACCACUUCCGCAUUAGUUAAGUUUUAUUUGAGCAUGGCAGCUGACGGACUAGAUAGAGCAUCGGUUCCAUCAGAGGACCUGAGGGAUGAGGGGACCCACUUGACCGACACACCCAGUCCAGAUGAGGGGACCCACCUGACAGUAACACCCAGUCCAGAGGCAGGGGUCCCAGCUGCCUUUAACAGUGCCAAAGACACCCUAAAAGCCAAAGCAGAGUCAGCAGAACGGGAGGAGAACGGAGUCGACGUGUGUCAGUAUUUCCUGAUGGGAAAGUGUCAUUUUGGCCAAAGAUGUCGUUUCUCUCACAGGAACCCAACAACAGAUGAUUCAGGCGCUGUAUCUCCGGACCAGGAUGACAAACAGGAUGGAGAAAAGACGGAAACUCACAAGAAGAGUGUGAACAAGGCCACAAAGCCAAAACACGAGACAAAAGAGGUGAACAAGAAGCCUCGCAUGCGCACAGCAGAUGACGUUAUCUCUCGCAUCCUGUGGGACUCGUCGGUGGAUGCAACAGAAUUUGUCGUGGGGUAUGUGGAUCGCUUCCUUGGGGUGCUGGAGCGUCCCUUCGAGGACUUCAACUGGGACGCCGACCCCUGCGACUGUGAUUACUCUACGGAGCUGGCUCUGCCCAGACACAGGAUCCAGUACUUUGCGUACAGAGGGCACCGGGUCUGGGACCGCCACAGCAGGACCGACAGAGUGUUCGGCUCCACCGGUCAAUCUCUGGCUCCCCCCUUUGGAGGGGAGGGGGAAGUUAAGGAAAUUAACACAGAAGAGCAACAACAAGACCAGCCACCCGCUGAGGUUCUGCACCUGCAGGAAGAGAGUGAAACAGAGGAGUGUGCUCCCACUGAUUACACACAUCUGGAGGAAGAGAAGCCGAGUGGGAUGAACACUCAGACCCCUGACUCAACACAACCAGCUCCAAAGUGCAGAGGAGACACUUCUCAGGAACAACAGGAAUCCCGAGGAGCAUGUGUUAUGGAGGAGGCUGCAAUAAGACCUGAGGCUUCAAAAGACCAAAUGACCUCAUCCCAAAGUGAGGAAACGAGUGUAAAAGAGGGCGAGGACGAGAAUUUGGCAGAAUGCAAAGAAAGCUGGGAAGGCACAGAUGCUUUGAGUUCUCUCCAAGCCCUGAACGUGAGCGAGGAUCCAUCAGCACCUCUGGAGCAGAGAGAGAAGCGUGGCGGUCGCCCUGCUACCAAACGCCCCACGCACUUCAUCACCUUCAGGGCCAACACUCCAGCGAUCCUCUCCAGUUUCCAGCAGUUGCAGAAGGAGAUCACGAAUCUUCUGCCGUCGUCUGCUCCUCACUGGCAGACCGCCCCCAGCCUUCAUGUCACCAUGGUCCUUCUGAAUUUGUCGGGCCCAGCUGAGGUCGCCGCUGCUGAGGAGGUCCUCCGACAGUUCGCCUUUUUCGAUCGCAACCCGCCGGUGUCUCUGACCUUCCCUGUGAGGCUGAAGCAUUUCAACGGGAAGGUGCUGUACCUGAGCCCCCAGCCUCAGCUUCACAUCCAGCAGCUCAACAGCGGCCUGCAGGAGGCCUACAUGAAGGAGGGCUGGCUGCACAAGGACUCCUACAACCCGCGCUACCAUCUUACACUGGCCAAGGUAGAGGGCAAGGAGGGAGACCGGGUUUUUGAAGGGGUCGGGGACCUAAAGGUGGGGAAGGGUUUAAAUUUUGGCCGUCUGCCAGUAAACACCUUACACCUUUGUGCCAUGGGCUUUUCCGAAGAAGAUGGUUUUUAUAAGACCGUGUGCUCGGUAACGCUUCGAUGAUAGGAGAGUGUUUUCUUCCACACGCACACGCUACAGACAUGUAUGUUUAUUCGGGCUGUCAGCGUUAACGCGUUAAUCUAUGCGAUUAAUUUGGCCGCGAUUAACGCACUAAAAUAUUUGAACGCAAUUAACGCAACUUUGUUUACUUCCGGUGUUCGUUGAAGUUUUUGCACUUCUCUGAGUGUCAAGCCGCGGCAGUCCGCCUCCUUCCUCCCGUCUGCUCCUCGAUAUUCACAGAGAAACAGAGGGCGACGUGUCGGUGACGCGGGGCGGAAGGUGCAGGUGACUUUUUUUUGUUGCUCCGCUCGAUGCGCGCAGACACGCCGGCAUGGAGCUCUGCGGCGCGCGAGACGGAGAGCCGAGAAGAGUGAACGACACGUCGAGACAGAAUAACAUGCUGCUGUGUAGAGACGAUCAACAACAGACGUUUAGUUUAAUAAAAGAACAAAGAUGUCUUUAAGGAAAGAACCUUACAUUACUUCUGCUUUAAUCUGGCGCGAUAGAGAAAAUUGCAGGGGGGCGGGGCCUCACCCUGAUAGAAUGGUGGGGGAAACACUGGGAUGUGUCAUAUGCAAACGCCUUUAAAAGGUGAAUUUAAUUUUUUUUGUAAAAUCCAGAAAAUGAGCCCAGACUCCAUAGGGUUAACAUGACAUAUUUGUCAGUUUAUCAAGGCCACUGGUUCUGCUGUUCAGUGUUAAAGAUGACAGGACCAAUGGGGUCUCAAAUACACCUUUGUUUACUAAUCUGGAAGUUUCACUGAAGAAACAAUUUAUCAUCCACGAUAUUAAAUCCCUCGCUGGCACUUUAUAGGUAGGAGCCUCUUUGAAAACACAGCUCUGUGUGAAGUUUUGUCUUUAAAAAAAGAAUACAAUUAAACAAGUGUCUAAAAUACACGCUGUCUGAAGUGAUUACUCGUUCAUUUAGAAGAUUUAGAAGAAAAAAAAACUUUUAAUCGCGAUUAAUGAAUUUCAAAAUGUGCGAUUAAUUAGUUACUUUUUUUAAAUCGAUUGACAGCCCUAAUGUUUAUACAAUGGGUGCAAUACCUUUGAUAUUUGCACUCGGCAUGUGGGUUUAUUUACCAGAUCUCAAGUCUGUUUUUAAGUUAUUACGUUAAUUAAAGUAAGGUGUUCUUAUAAAGAUAAUCAGGUGAAAUCUGGGAGUAAAUUAACACACUGUUCAAUUUGACUAAACUAUUUUAAAAUGCAGAAUGAUACAAUGGUCUGACUACACUUGAAUUCUGAUAUAAUAAAACCAUAUAUGUAAUGAAUGAACUUGAUGAAUGCAAUUGAAUCUGUUCAGAGUCUACGUUAUACGUCCUGUUGAUAUUGCAGAAUAAAAAUUUAAUGUAGUUUAAUGUAGUAGAAUAAUAAUAAAAAAUGGAAUUUAAAUGCAA
Pseudoliparis swirei is the source of this 3296-nucleotide messenger RNA. RefSeq names its product leukocyte receptor cluster (LRC) member 9 (gene leng9). Bases 158 to 1903 code for a protein of 581 amino acids. The transcript has 8 exons. Lineage: Eukaryota; Metazoa; Chordata; Actinopteri; Perciformes; Liparidae. The record is from RefSeq and is a predicted model, not a curated record. Gene Ontology annotation, molecular function: metal ion binding.